AUGUUGAUUGGUUUACUAGCGUGUCUAGGCGCAUGUCUGCUCCUAGGAACUCUAUUCGUUCCAAUCAAAUCAUGUCCACCAACCGAUGGAUUUGCAACACAGUUGUUCAUGUGUUUGGGUAGUUAUACCACAAGUUUCGGCGUUUAUGCGUACAUGGAAUUUCCGGGAAUCUAUAGUUUCGCAAUGAUUGGUGGAGCAGUUUGGUCAGCGACUAACUGCUUCGCUGUCUCAAUCAUGACUCAUGUCGGAAUGGCGAUGUUCAUGCUGUUCGCUUCAUCAAUAUCCUGUCUUACCGGAUGGGCGAUCUCUAGAUUCGGACUAUUUGGAGUUCCUCCCUCUUUUCCUAUGAGCAGCAUUCUCAAUUAUUCUGGAAUCGUGCUCUUGAUUUUUGGGUCCGCUAUUUAUCCCUUCAUCAAAAUCAACGUGUUUCGAGCUGUGAAACCAAUAGAUCCUCAUGUUCAGGUCUUGUCAAUGACCCAACUAUCAGAAGUCAAUAAAUCUAAACAUUCCAAGGAAGAUAUCGAAAUGAGCAAUUCUUUAAAAAGGAUGGCUGCUUGGAUUGGAACAAUUCUAGUUGGAUUAUCAUUGGGUGUCAUGACAACUCCAGUUACUUUAUUAAUGACUCGUCACGACAUCUAUCCACUGUCGACUGAAAUCACAACAUCCGUUUCGUUUCAUUUUUCAUUUUUCACUGGAGUUAUUCUGGUAUCCGUUGUGAUUUUCGUUUUGUAUUGUUUACUCAGGAAAGGUAAACCAAAAGUUCCAUCGAAAAUCGUGCUUCCAUCGAUGCUCAGUGGCGUCUUCUUCGCUUCUGCCAUGGUAUUUUUCUUCGUGGCAAAUGAGCAAUUAUCACCCACUAUCUCGUAUCCGAUUUGUAUGAUGGCUCCCGGAUUGGUCACUUCUGCUUGGAGUGUUUUUUAUUUUAAAGAAAUCUCGGGACGCAGGAAUCUUCUUCUCCUUGGAGCUGCAUACAUCUUCACACUGAUCGGCGUCCUUGUGAUAACUGUUUCUCGUAUAGUCGAGUUAUAA
Molecule: messenger RNA, 1029 nt
Organism: Caenorhabditis briggsae
Lineage: Eukaryota; Metazoa; Nematoda; Chromadorea; Rhabditida; Rhabditidae
Exons: 7
Coding region: 1-1029 (342 amino acids)
Biological process (GO): carbohydrate transmembrane transport
Cellular component (GO): membrane
Molecular function (GO): carbohydrate transmembrane transporter activity
Source: RefSeq, a predicted model, not a curated record